GUGAGAGCUGUAUCAGUUGAAUGAAGUCGACGGGAGGAAGUGGCGGUGAAUGCAGCUCCACACCUUUCCGGUGUAGCAGCACUGCGACCAGCUCGACUUAAAGGAGAAAGGCGAGAGCUGGGUGUAAUUAUCGAGGCAGGAGGGGGAGAUAGGAGGGGGACAAGAGUUGGACUUUUCCUGAGUGGAUGUAUGUGUUGCUGAGUCACUAAGAGGUUUUUCUUCCUGCACGGUGAAGUUACCCGGCGCGACGGUCCAUGGACUGAGUGUUAGCCCGCAGAAAGCUGCUUUUUCUCCCCCCGUGAAAAGAACAAGGGCGCACCCGAUGAGGAGGUCCGCCAGACACAAACACCAGGAGGAUUUCACAAGAACGACGGAUCUGUCUGGGCCUUAUAAGCACAACAAAGCGUGUCCUCUGUGCGUGUUUUAAUCGCCAAGGCUGGUUCGUAUCUCGACAAAAUGAACGUCCUGCAACAGCUGCUGCCAACUUGUUAAGUGUUAUCGUGCCAUGUUGUGUACAGGCCCCGCACACACUGUGAUACUCUGAACAUCAAUGUCCCCGCACUUCACAGGACGCACACAAUAUCAAGUCAAAUGUCAAUAAGUACUGUUUGUUAGGAUUAACAUGAGUGAGCAUUUUUGACUUUUUCCUCCACUUGUGCUCUUCACUGAGUCAUGUUUUCACAAGUAAGCCUAUAGGCAGAAGUUAGUUAUAUAGAGUACUCAUCAGCACAGUGUCAGACAUUUUUCUCUGUAGGAACAACGUAUUUAUGCACAAUAGUUCAAAAUGGGGAAAAUGCUUUCAAAAAUAUUCGGCAACAAGGAGAUGAGAAUACUGAUGCUUGGACUUGACGCUGCUGGAAAAACAACAAUCCUUUACAAACUGAAACUAGGGCAGUCUGUGACCACAAUCCCCACGGUGGGCUUCAAUGUAGAGACUGUCACCUACAAAAAUGUCAAGUUCAACGUCUGGGAUGUUGGAGGCCAAGACAAGAUUCGUCCUCUGUGGCGACAUUACUACACAGGCACCCAGGGCUUGAUUUUUGUGGUGGAUUGUGCCGACAGGGAUCGUAUCGACGAGGCCAGACAGGAACUUCACCGCAUCAUCAAUGACCGGGAGAUGAGGGAUGCCAUCAUCUUGAUAUUCGCCAAUAAGCAAGACCUUCCAGAUGCCAUGAAGCCACACGAAAUCCAAGAGAAGCUCGGAUUGACCCGCAUCAGAGAUAGGAAUUGGUAUGUUCAGCCUUCCUGUGCGACCUCAGGUGAUGGACUGUAUGAGGGCUUGACAUGGCUAACCUCAAAUUACAAAUCUUAAUGAUUGAGUGCAGACUGUUUUAGGUCAAAUCUAUAACAACAUUGCAAGUAACAAAUAACUUCUCAAAAUGAGUCUGGGUAAGAAAAAAGUUGAUUUAUCUCCCAUUAAUUUUCUUAAUACUACGUUUACCCCAUGACUAAUUUAUCUUAAACUGGGUUUGCUGGCUUAAACUUUGCUUGUACUCUGUAGCAGGCCUGUAUCACAUUCAUUAUUCUGGGGCUUGCUUGAUGAAUAUUGAAAUAAUUGGUCCUUAUGUUAAAGCCACAGAGAUCACCACCUUUGCCUCUUCGUUUCCCUGUUUUGUAUAAUUUUUCUAAUGCAGCUGAAAUUUUUAUCUUCAUUCUUGGAUUAAAGCUUGUUUCAAGGCUCUUCAGACUCUCGCAUUCAACUUGGACCUUUUUCUUUUCUUCUACGAUUUUAACUCCAUGUAGCGAAGGUAAAGGACUUUUGAGAUUUGUUUUUAACACAGUUCUGUGAUGAAAAGUAUUUCUUCUCAAUGGUAUCAACCAUUUUCAUAGUCACAGGUCUUGCCAUCGGGGGGCGGGGAAAUAUCAUCAGACAUGUAAUUGUAACCCCCUUUGAAUCUCCUAAUGUGGGCUCUAUAUUUUACUGAUCGACCUAUUGUGUCAUGUCUUGAUACAUCAUUGUGCUGAACAUUCAACAAAUAGGCUUUCAGUAACUUUGAAAACAUGCUUGUAGGGAUGCAUUUUUAAUUUUUGGGGUAACACACAGUCAGUCGACUCAAUCUUUCCAAAGGAAUGUCAUUCAGCUCUGAGCUCUCUCAAUCUGAUACCACAGUUGAUUAGUCUCAGUAUUGGGACAUUAUAUGAUAGCCUAUAUCUGUAGCAUGAGUACGAAAGUACAGUAACCCUACAUCAGAGUCCAUCUGUCAUGCAGUCAGAGGGAGCUGUUAACCGGUGAAAUGUUGGAGACACCCCGAGGUGCAGCUCUUACUCCUAUUUUGACUGGGGGAACCAUGUACAGAACAAUGUCAUUGUAAUGUCUUAUUAAAAAAGUGAUUUUAAA
Messenger RNA from Labrus mixtus (cuckoo wrasse), 2338 nucleotides. It is a transcript of the gene arf6b, whose product is annotated as ADP-ribosylation factor 6b. Gene Ontology annotation, cellular component: cytoplasm. NCBI's taxonomy places the organism in Eukaryota, Metazoa, Chordata, Actinopteri, Labriformes, Labridae. The record is from RefSeq and is a predicted model, not a curated record. Gene Ontology annotation, molecular function: GTP binding; GTPase activity. Gene Ontology annotation, biological process: intracellular protein transport; vesicle-mediated transport. Bases 785 to 1312 code for a protein of 175 amino acids. The transcript is spliced from 2 exons.